CACGUGACUGCCAGGCUCGGGUCGAGACCGCAGCAGCGACUGUAGGAGUCGGAACCUGGAGACCCGAGCGGGCAGAUCUGUCCCUGGCGCACCCCUCGCGCACUCACCAUGGAGAUGCAUUUCAUCUUCUCAGAUAAGGUGGUGCUUCUGUUUGAUUUCUGGAGUGUCCACAGUCCUGCAGGCAUUGCCGUUUCGGUGUUGGUGGUCCUGCUGUUGGCCAUGUUAUACGAAAGCAUCAAGUUUGCCAAGACCAAACUGCUCUACUGGACUCUGGUGAACAUGCCCACCUCCACCAGCGAGCGGCUCGAGGGGACAGACCAGGAUUCUUCAAGCUCAGAGUCACUCCCAGUCAGCAGACCGCGCCUCAGGUGGUGGUUGUCUCACUUUGGCCUGUCUCUAAUCCACAUUGUUCAGGUGGUCAUCGGCUACUUCGUAAUGCUGGCUGUUAUGUCCUACAACACCUGGAUUUUCCUUGGCGUGGUCCUGGGCGCGGCUGUGGGCUACUACCUCGCCUACCCGCUUCUCAGCAUAGAGUAGCCGGCAAGGGCCGUGCAGGCGCUGAGCACUGGUGAAAGCUGGGCGCCCCCUCCAGUCAUUGCACUUCAGGCCCGAGUCUCCUUUUUCUUCUGAUGGAUGGUCCUCACCUCCCUCCCAGCUCCUAGAAAUUUUCAGCCGAAGCCAGCACUUGCUCCCUGGAGUUCAGAGGCCACUGCAGCUACCUCUCCUCAGACAGCCCACCCAGGGCUAGUCUUGCGCCUUAGCGGGCUGCUGUGACUAACAGAAAGUUCUCCGGGAGAACAGAGAGAACAGAGCCCGGAGGCAGGAUUGCCGAGCCUGUGCUGACUUACCUGUGACUCAAAACUUAAGAAUUUCCAAAGAUCUCCAAGACCAGGAGACAGGUUCUGGGCAAAGGGCUCGGAGCCCGGCCACCGUCCGCUCUCCUGACUUGUGCCUUACCUAGAAGAGUGUCUUCCCUUGCACGUCCUGUCCUCUCCUGUCUUUGGAGGACAGAGGCCAAGCUGGGUCCCUGUUUUCACCCUCUGCCUUUGGAACAUGGGAAAAUUGUUUCUUCUCUUUAUGGAUCACGCUGACAAACUAAGAUUUUUCACUUUUCCCCAGUGACCUCUUGGUUGGCAACUUUGCACAUUAAUACAAACAAAAAUUUUAAUUAAAUUAUAUCAUUUCAUUCACGAUGGAUGGCAGCACUUGUUGGGACCGGUUUCCUUUUUUCAGGGGGAGAGUGAGUGACAGCAGAUUAAAGGCAGAGAAGCAUGACUGCAGCCAAGACUCCUGCGGAGGGAGCAGGGAGUGAGCUCCUCCUGUCGGGCACACUGCGGGGGAGGGGGGGUGUGGGGUGGGAGGAGACAGCCUCCUGGCUGCAGGUGUCUGGGGCCUCUCCUUAAUGCCCCCUCUCAUCCUGAUCCUUCUUUUAUGCACAACAGAAGUGAACUGAAUGAUACUUAAUGCUUUUUAUUUAUUACUUGUUGCUCACCCAUAACAAAUAUGAUUCAUUCACUUAAAACACCGAGUAAGCCAUAGGGUGGGGGGCGGGUGAGGGAGGGGCAUGACUGAAGAUGCAAUAAGCAGCCAAACCAAAACAUUACAUUUGGAGAGAGAUGGGACUCUCAGAUGCUCGAACCUCUUCACUUUCCAGAAAAGGCAACAGGAGACUGAGGAACAAAAAACCACUUCUGUGUAUUGUAACAUCUAGGCUUGAAUACCUCACGGGCUAGAUGAAAGAUGGUCUUAAGCGUUUGGAAUUAAAAAAAAUAACUUUAAUAAAUAUAUAUUUUUAAA
Molecule: messenger RNA, 1797 nt
Organism: Phyllostomus hastatus (greater spear-nosed bat)
Lineage: Eukaryota; Metazoa; Chordata; Mammalia; Chiroptera; Phyllostomidae
Gene: SLC31A2
Product: solute carrier family 31 member 2
Exons: 4
Coding region: 109-537 (142 amino acids)
Biological process (GO): copper ion transmembrane transport
Cellular component (GO): membrane
Molecular function (GO): copper ion transmembrane transporter activity
Source: RefSeq, a predicted model, not a curated record